Penicillium oxalicum is the source of this 1683-nucleotide messenger RNA. Its product is annotated as glycoside hydrolase family 18 protein. Gene Ontology annotation, cellular component: extracellular region. Bases 1 to 1683 code for a protein of 560 amino acids. Lineage: Eukaryota; Fungi; Ascomycota; Eurotiomycetes; Eurotiales; Aspergillaceae. The record is from RefSeq and is a predicted model, not a curated record. Gene Ontology annotation, molecular function: chitinase activity. The transcript is spliced from 5 exons. Gene Ontology annotation, biological process: carbohydrate metabolic process.
AUGCGUGGGCGUGGGGAGUAUCUGGUAGGAUCAGUUCUGCUGGCCAGUCUGGGAUCCGUGCAUGCAAAACUUGAUCUUAAUUCCGCCAAAAAUAUCGUCAUCUACUGGGGUCAAAAUUCCUUGCAAGGUAACGGUGGUCAAGUCCAACAAGCGCUGAACUAUUACUGUGAUAAUGAGGAUAUCGAUGUGAUUCCAAUUGCAUUCGAUAUGAUGAUCAACGGCCCUGGCGGCGCUCCGCAGGUUGAUUUCUCGGUCACCAGCCAGGAUUGUGAUGUCUUUCCCGGGACUCAAUUGAAGAACUGUCCGAAGAUUGGAGACGAUAUCGAGGCUUGCCAAAGCAAGGGCAAGACGAUUCUGCUCUCCAUCGGUGGCGCAACAUACAGUGAAGGGGGCUUCAAGUCAGAAGAGGAUGCAAAGGCUGGCGCCAAGUUGAUGUGGGAGACCUUUGGCCCGGCUCAAGCAAAUUCCAACGCUCUCCGGCCAUUUGGCAACGCCACGCUGGAUGGGUUCGAUUUUGACUUUGAGUCCCCCGUCACACAUAUGGCGACAUUUGCCAAUGAGUUGCGCACCCUGAUGGAUCAGGAUACCAGCAGACAAUACUUCUUGACGGCUGCCCCCCAAUGCCCUUACCCUGACCAGGCAGACAAAGACAUUCUCAACGGGCCCGUCUCGGUCGACGCCAUCUUUGUUCAGUUCUACAACAACUACUGCGGUGUCAACAACUUCAAUGCCGAUGCAUCAAGUUCGCAGUACAACUUCGAGACAUGGGACAACUGGGCCAAGACUGUUUCGCAAAAUAAAAAGGUGAAAGUCUUGCUCGGGGUUCCUGCCGACACCACUGCAGCCAGUACCGGUUACGUCCCCGCCGCGAAACUCGCCGAGAUCAUCGAGUACACGAAAAAGUUCGAAAGCUUCGGUGGGGUCAUGAUGUGGGAUGUGACCCAGGGCUAUGCGAAUACCGGGUUUAUUGAAAGUGUGCGCAAGGCGCUUGGUGGUCCUGAUUCCGGUUCGUCGUCGUCGUCCAGCGCGGCGUCGGCCGCGACGUCUGCACCUUCGUCCACUAACCCCUCGGAGACAUCGCAAUCUUCCAAUACACUCGACUCGGCGUCCUCGUCUUCCUCAUCCUCUGGGUCUGCCUCAUCGUCCAAUGGUCCUGAUUCGGCAUCCAACACCGCCGCUCCCGUUAUUACUUUAUCCACGACGACCUCCAAGUCCGACGCGCCCGCAGAUAUCGCAACCGGCACCGCCAAACCGGAAGCCGCUCCCACGGCCACGGCUGCACCCAACACCACCGAGGCACCCGCACCCCUCAUGUCGACCUCGACGAGUAUGUCCACCAAGACUUCUACGACGAAGAAGGCGACUGCGACCACGAUGGUGACUUCUACCUCCUCCUCAUCCGCGACCAUGAUUGACCAGAAUAAGCCUGCCAACGGCGCGGACGACGCCAAUGCCCCGGCGAAUGGCUCCGACCCCACCACCUCUGACCAGAGUACUAACAGUGAUGGCAAGGAGAGUGGCGAGGACUUGCUCAGCAAGGGUCCGCUCAACCUUGUGGGCCAGGAUCUUCUUGGUCUCUUACACGGGUUGCGGCAAGCCAAUACCAUCGCAUCGGGCUUGAAAACCAGUCUCAGGAAGGGAAGCGUCCUUCGGCGCGCCCGCCGCAUGGCAGCCUUGCACUGA